Molecule: messenger RNA, 1082 nt
Organism: Echinops telfairi (small Madagascar hedgehog)
Lineage: Eukaryota; Metazoa; Chordata; Mammalia; Afrosoricida; Tenrecidae
Gene: QPRT
Product: quinolinate phosphoribosyltransferase
Exons: 4
Coding region: 81-821 (246 amino acids)
Biological process (GO): quinolinate catabolic process; NAD+ biosynthetic process
Cellular component (GO): cytoplasm
Molecular function (GO): nicotinate-nucleotide diphosphorylase (carboxylating) activity
Source: RefSeq, a predicted model, not a curated record
GGGGCCCUGGAAGAGGCGAGUCCCACCCCCAGCCUCCAUCUGAGCGGAGGACAGGACAGCUCACACAACCCUGAGGCCUCAUGAACCCCGAAGAGCUGACCUUCCUGCUGCCUCCCGCCACCCUGGCGGGCCUGGCAGACGCCUGGCUCCGAGAGGACUGCCCGAGUCUCAACUACGCCGCCUUAGUCACCGGAGCAGCCUCCUCGCAGGCGGCCUUGUGGGCCAAGUCCCCUGGGGUGCUGGCUGGGCGGCCCUUCUUUGAUGCCAUCUUUGCCCAACUGAACUGCCAGGUCUCCUGGUCCUUCCCGGAGGGAUCCAAGCUGGUGCCCGUGGUCAAGGUGGCCGAGGUGCGGGGCCCCGCCCACUGCCUGCUGUUGGGCGAACGAGUGGCCCUGAACAUGCUGGCCCGCUGCAGUGGUGUGGCCAGUGCUGCGGCAGCUGCGGUGGAGAUUGCCAGGGGCACCGGCUGGGCUGGCCACGUGGCGGGCACAAGAAAGACCACACCAGGCUUCCGGCUGGUGGAGAAAUAUGGGCUCCUUGUGGGCGGGGCUGCCCCCCACCGCUACGACCUGGGGGGCCUGCUGAUGGUGAAAGACAACCACAUCGUGGCAGCCGGUAGUGUGGAAAAGGCUAUCCGAGGGGCCCGGCGGGCAGCCAGCUUCACUCUGAAGGUGGAGGUGGAAUGCAGCAGCCUGCGGGAGGCUGUGGAGGCCGCUCAGGCGGGCGCAGACCUUGUCCUGCUAGCCGCCGGGGCCCUGGAUUUCUCCCUCAAGUUAUUUUCUGAAGGGGCCACCCCAGUGCCCUACGCCCGCCUGUCCUAACUGCGACCGCCUGUCCUAACUGCGUCCACCUGUCCUACUGUAGAAGAGGAUGCGUGAUAGGAGCUGUGGAAUAGCAUUUGCCCAGGACCCACAGGGUUAACUAUCUCUGAUAACCUGGGUGAUCUGGGCUCCACUCCAGCACACCCCGCCCCACCCCACAUGCCCCUACUGCUGUGUGACUGGGUGGGGCUUACCUCCCCUUUACCCACCUCCAUUUCCCAAUCUGUAAAGGGAGUCCAAUAAACAGCCAGCUUUAUGGAG